Xenopus tropicalis (tropical clawed frog) is the source of this 725-nucleotide messenger RNA. It is a transcript of the gene tff3.4, whose product is annotated as trefoil factor 3, gene 4. The transcript is spliced from 3 exons. The record is from RefSeq and is a predicted model, not a curated record. Lineage: Eukaryota; Metazoa; Chordata; Amphibia; Anura; Pipidae. Bases 73 to 606 code for a protein of 177 amino acids.
AGAUGCUAUAUAAUGGCAGUUUAAUCAGCUUGAUCCCGAGAUAGAAGGGGAAGAAGGACAGCGCGUUCCACCAUGUUGUACAUCACUGCCAUCGUCUGGGCUGCGGCAGUUUUCAGUGUAGAGAAGACUGCGGGAUAUUCAACUAUUUACAGAUGUACCUCACAGAAUCCAUCGGGGAGACAAGAGUGCGGCCAUUCAGGUAUCACCCAAGACCAGUGCACCGCCAAUGGUUGUUGCUUUGAUACAUCUGCCUAUGGCAGCUUUUCCUGCUUUAAACCUUACGCGGUCAGCCAAAUAGGCGGGUCGGUGGCAGUGCAGCCCAUUCCAGUGCAGCCCAUUCCAGUGCAGAACAUUGCAGUGCGGCCGGUUCCGGUGCAGCCUAUUAGUGUAGUUCAAGUGCAGCCCAAAGAGAAAUCGGCCUGUGACAUAUGCAAAGCGGAGCAAAUGGGACAAGGAGAACCUGGGAUAUUUGGAAAAGCCUUCAACUUCAUCUUUGGGAAAGGCGAAUCCACAGCCUGUGCUCAAUGCCGAGCAGGACAAGGGAUUCCUAAGAAAGAGACCUCGCUCUUUGGUGGGCUUUUCAAAAAAAGGGUCAUCCAGAAGUAACUGUCACCUGAUUUCAUCAAAGAAAACAAUAAAGUGACCUGCAAGAAACACGUCCUUGUUAUUGGAGCAGCCGACACCAAUAAUCAUGCAAUAAAAUCAUUUUAACUGAGCUAAUACUA